CCGAGGAUUUCCAGGCAGCAGACAGUCUACGGCCCGGGACAGAGGGACCAGGACCAGCCUCGGGGGGUGAGAGCUCGUCGUGGACCCUCUUCCUAUCGAUACGUGCGAGUUACGUAUUUUCGAGUGUCGGUUGCCCUUGAAAGUUCCACGGACUUUGGAACGGGGUAUUUUUUUUUUGUUGGCCCGAACUCGAGGCCGGACUUUGCAAAACGGUGACGAGGAUCGGUCUUCGGGGACGUUCGCGCGGAGCCAGUGCAUUCACGGAGAGAGGCAUCCCGAUAGAGAUUCCACGCUUGUGUGAUCGUUAACGUUACCAGAGCGGAGAGGGGGAGGAGAACGCAGCCGAUCAGCGGUAAGGGAAGAAGAGGCCGAAGAGGAACAAGAAGCGGAGAUGAACGCAGUCGUUUGGCCGGGGACUGCUCGGAGCACGUGCCUCGCACGCAGAAGGCGCUCCGAGCGGCAUCAGGUGCGUUAAUCGAAGACAGAUCUGCGAUAGAAACGAGAAAUCGAACGCUGAUAAUCAUCCCGCGAGAGUAACGUGUGCUUGCACCACGAGUUUCACGACGUUUCACUUAUCCGGGUCGAUCAUCGUCUAAUGAAACGACAAGCAGGAAUGACCGGUCGUGCCGUUCACGCAUCGAGGACGAUCUCGAUGAUCGGUUUGCUGACGUUUCUGUUGAUGUUUCUUGGAUUCGACAGCAUGGGACACGCGAGUGGACACGAUGCUGACCGCGCUGCGAACCAUCGACAGGAUUCGAGUUCUGCCACAGUACCAGUAUUCAUCUCCCCGGUUGGCAAUCAGACAGCCGCGAUUAGCCGCGAUGUCGUUUUUUCGUGCAGCGUUCGCAACAUAGGAAAAUACAAGGUUGGCUGGCUACGUGCCUCGGACCAGACGAUUCUCUCGAUCCACAUGAGGACGGUAACGCAUAAUGCACGUAUCUCGGUCUCGUACGAGACCGACGGAAGUUCCGGGUCCGGUGCGGUAUCCGGUAACGCCUUGGGGGUGACAGGAAGCAGCCAAGCCACGGAGGAAGUCGUCAACGGCACGUGGCGGCUCCACAUUCGUAAUUUAAAGGAGUCGGAUAGGGAUUGUUAUAUGUGCCAAAUUAACACCAGCCCGAUGAUAUCCGAAAUCGGAUGUCUGGACAUACUCGUUUCACCGGAUAUCGUUUCCGGGGGUGAUACCAGCGCCGACUUGGCAGUCUCGGAAUGCGACAACGCGACUCUGAGCUGCAGUGCGACGGGAAGACCAACCCCAAGAGUGUCCUGGCGAAGGGAAGACGGAGAACCCAUUCUUAUAAGGGCCUCUUCUGCCGGUGGUAGCACUUUCGAGAAGUACGACACCUACAACGGUUCGCUGCUGCAAUUCCAUCGCGUCGAGAGGCGACAAAUGGGGGCAUAUCUCUGCAUCGCCAGCAACGACGUGCCGCCCGCAGUUAGCAAGCGAGUGACACUCGCCGUGAAUUUUGCACCUGUCGUCAAAGCACCUAAUCAGCUGUUGGGAGCACCUUUGGGCACGAACGUGCAGUUGGAGUGUUACGUCGAGGCAUUUCCAAAUACUGUUAAUUACUGGGUGAAGAACCGACGAGGGUCAGAGGAUGAAUUGCUGAUCGACGGGCAGAAGUAUAACGUGCGAGAAGAACGAUCCGGAUACACAGUUCUGAUGACGCUGUUAAUCAAAGGAUUUACCGAACAGGAUACGGGCAGCUACAAAUGCGUGUCGAAGAACAGUCUUGGGAUGGCCGAUGGCACUUUAAGGCUGUACGUAAUUAAGAUCGGCUUCGACGGAACGUCGCGUGGCAAGAAUCAAGUGUCCAUCAUCGGUGGUUUAGCCGAGGCCGCACAAAGUUCAGGUGCUAACAACGGCAGCAGAGGGUUCAUGGGAUAUAGCAACAAAUUGUCGCAUAUCGUGUUGAUGUUUCUCUUCAUACCGGUGUUUCUCUGGCCGCGGUGAAGAAGGCAUACGCUGUUGGUUACCGCUAAGCUGAGUGCCGGAUAACUUUGUGCCAAAGGACAAGAAUUGAUGCGAGAAUGCUUGUGUAUGUAUGCGUGUGUAUGGAGAGAUCCAGGUGUGCGCGUGAUCGCGAACGUGCACGCGGGGAAUGGAAGAGCGAUCUUGCCUGUAAAGAGCAACGGGAUCGUUUGAACGUGCGUAUGAAUGUUGAAACGGCGAACCAAAAAAAACGAUACAAAACGAAGAGAAAAAAUAAAAUAAAUCGGAGGCUCGCGUUCUCUACAUCUUCCUAUUUUCCCCUUCCCUACUUCCGAGUGUCGAAAACAUUUUUAGAUCAAUGAAUGUUGUCAAUGUACGCGCCCGUUUAAAUCCGUUUGGUUGGGCAUCGAUCGUCGGAUCGACGCGCGACUGAUAGAGACAAGAACCGGAAGCGCGCGA
Molecule: messenger RNA, 2392 nt
Organism: Colletes gigas
Lineage: Eukaryota; Metazoa; Arthropoda; Insecta; Hymenoptera; Colletidae
Product: lachesin-like
Exons: 9
Coding region: 596-1954 (452 amino acids)
Cellular component (GO): neuron projection
Source: RefSeq, a predicted model, not a curated record